Messenger RNA from Amaranthus tricolor (Joseph's coat), 3300 nucleotides. RefSeq lists its product as uncharacterized. Lineage: Eukaryota; Viridiplantae; Streptophyta; Magnoliopsida; Caryophyllales; Amaranthaceae. The transcript has 3 exons. The coding region runs from base 705 to 2678 and encodes 657 amino acids. Gene Ontology annotation, cellular component: cytoplasm. Gene Ontology annotation, molecular function: protein binding. The record is from RefSeq and is a predicted model, not a curated record.
CUAACGUCAAACAGGAAGAAGAGUAAAAGAGUAACGAAGGUGUUGAAGAGGGAAGACGAGUGGAUUGGGGUUAUAAACUUAUAACUCAUCACCUUGCCGUGCUGUCAGCAUUAAUGGGUCUUCUCUGUUUUCUUUUGCAGUUAACGUGAUUGUGAUUCACUAUUCACUAAACUUUUCUAACCCCUUCAACCCUUUUAGGUUUAGGACUACAAAAGCAAAAAUAUAAAAUUAUAUUCAUUUUUCUCUUUCUAUCUUUCUCUCUCUCUCUAUCUUUCACAGCAUAGAGGGGAAAAAGAAAGUGGGUAUAGAUCCAUAAUGUCUAUAUAUGUUUUCUGAGAGAGAAAGGUUUGUUCUUUCAUGAAGAUUGCUUGAAUUUGCUUGAUGCCCAUCUCAGUCUAACUCUUUUUUUCUAAGUUGCAGAUUUGUGUUGUUUGAACUGUUGAAUCUGAUGAUAAGUUGGUUAGUUUGAGGAUAUUGGUUUUGGGUUUUGUGGAUUAGUUCAGAUUUGAUUGUUAGUUGAGUUUUGGGGGUUUUGUAAAAUCUUGAAUUUCUUGGAAAUCUAUAGUUGGGUGGAACGGAUACAUAGUUUUGGAUCUUAGAGGGUAUUAAUCUAUCUAGUGAUUGCUGUUAGGGUAUGGAGGAAUUGAUGAUUUAGGUUAUUAGUGAGCAUAAGAAGAGAGGAUAGAAGUGUGAAGUGAGAAUCAAUGGAAGAUUUGUCUAAAUAUGCUCAUAGCCCUGCUCAUUUAGCUGUUCUUCGUCGAGAUUACGCGGGUCUAAAGCGUAUUAUUGCAUCCCUUCCUAAACUAGCUAAGGCUGGAGAAGUCACUACUGAGGCUGAAUCUCUUGCUGCUGAGAUUCAGGCUGAUGAGUUUUCAACUACCAUUGAUCGACGUGAUGUCCCAGGGAGGGAGACUCCGUUGCAUCUUGCUGUUCGUUUGAGGGAUCCGAUUUCUGCAGAAAUUUUGAUGGCUGCUGGUGCGGAUUGGAGUUUGCAGAAUGAUAAUGGAUGGAAUGCUCUUCAGGAAGCUGUUUGUACUAGAGAGGAGCAGAUUGCUAUGAUAAUUGCUAAGCAUUAUCAGCCUCUUGCUUGGGCUAAAUGGUGUCGUAGGCUUCCGAGAAUUGUUGCUUCGGCAUCUAGGAUUCGUGAUUUUUACAUGGAAAUAUCUUUCAAUUUUGAGAGUUCUGUUAUUCCUUUUAUUGGACGAAUCGCUCCAUCAGAUACUUACCGCAUUUGGAAACGUGGGUCUAACCUUCGUGCUGACAUGACUCUUGCGGGGUUUGAUGGGUUUCGCAUUCAACGGUCUGACCAAACAUUUUUAUUUCUUGGAGAUGGGUAUUCUUCAGAAGAUGGUAAGGUGUCGUUACCGACAGGCUCGUUAAUUGUUCUUGCUCACAAAGAGAAAGAAAUCACAAAUGCGUUGGAAGGGGCGGGUGCUCAGCCCACAGAAUCAGAAGUUGCCCAUGAGGUAGCUUUGAUGUCUCAAACUAACACAUACAGACCAGGCAUUGAUGUCACACAGGCCGAGCUUGUACCUCAUUUGAAUUGGAGACGACAGGAGAGAACCGAAAUGAUUGGAAACUGGAAGGCUAAAGUGUAUGACAUGCUUCAUGUUAUGGUGAGUGUGAAAUCUAGAAGAGUUCCGGGUGCUAUGACUGAUGAGGAGCUCUUUGCUGUAGAUGAUGAAGAUAAGCUUGCUAAUGGGGUUGAGCAUGAUGAUUUUGACGAGAUAUUAACUGCUGAAGAACGAAAGCAGUUAGAUUCUGCUCUUCGUAUGGAAAAUUCAGAGGGGCUUGUUGAUGAUGAUGAUCACGGCGAUAAUGACUGCCAUGAAAGCCGACCGGGGGUGGCUUUUGAAAACGGGGAGUCAAAUAGUAAUACUAAUACUAAAGAGAAAAAAAGUUGGUUUGCUUGGAACAAAAAGAGCUCCAAAAAUUUAACCGAAGAUGCUGACGAUGGAAAGACAUUGAAGAAGUUCUCAAAGCUUGCUCCUGACGGGGCCAACCAAAAAUGCGCCGACUCUCAAAAAGAUGAUGUGGGUGAUGACAAGAAGGGAAAAGAUAAAAGCAGUAAAAAGAAAAAGAAGAAAGGGACUACCGGUGAGUCUAAGCAUGAGAGUGAAUAUAAGAAGGGUUUGAGACCUGUUUUGUGGUUGACACCAGAUUUUCCGUUGAAAACCGAAGAGCUUUUGCCGCUGCUAGAUAUAUUAGCGGAUAAGGUUAAGGCUGUUAGGAGACUUCGAGAGCUUUUAACUACUAAGCUACCUUUGGGGACAUUCCCUGUUAAGGUUGCCAUCCCACUUGUUCCAACUAUUAGAGUAGUCGUCACAUUCACUAAAUUCGAGGAGCUUCAGGCAGUAGAAGAGUUUUCGACACCUCUUUCAAGUCCAGCUCAUUUUCAAGACUCAAAGUCAAAAGACUCCGAGGGGUCCACCUCUUGGAUUUCAUGGAUGAAAGGAAGUCGUGGCGCACAAUCAAGUGACGGUGAAAGCCAAAGCCAAAGCCAUCGGUGUAGAGACGAUGUUGAUCCUUUUAGUAUACCAUUAGACUACACAUGGGUUGACGCCAAUGAGAAGAAACGUCGAAUGAAAGCUAGGAAGGCUAAAAGCAAGAAAAACCGCAAACCAACGGCACCAAAAAACGGAGAUAUUGGACUAAACUUGAGUGAGGAAGCGGAAUAACUUGUGCAACGAAAUCUCUAUAUCAAUUAGGACUCCUGGUCGAGGUGAAGGUAAAAAUCCCACCUAUCUGCCACCGAAACUUUUAUAGGUGAUGAAAUUUUCUCGUUUCGAGAGAACGAGAGAGGCUCAAGGGCAACAUUGUUGACUCAAAAAACGCUUCUCCAUUGUCGUGUUCUAUUAUGUGUUGUGAAUUCAUCAAGUUGAAGCUGCCAUGUUUCCCGAUAGCUUUGUUUUUUUGCCGUAGCCUUUUUCUUCGUAGACCCGUGUUAUGUAUCUAUUUAUUAUUCUUUAUCUCAUUCUCAAAUUGUAUGUUUGUUAUGUGCUUCUUUUUACUGUGUGUUCUUCAAUGAGUAUUUGUACUUACUUGAGGUGUAGUGUAGGGUUCUUGUCAAUGCACUGACAUGUAUCUUGUGGAAGGAGACUUGGCCGAUAUUUCUUGUCAUAAUUUUUAUCUGGAAGUUGUGAUCAGGAUAUAGCUUUCGUCAGCGAUAGUCGUUUGCGUUGCACUUUCGAUGAGUUUGUGUGGUCGAUCCUGCGACGUUUGAUGCGAGCUCGGUUCUCUGUAAAUCUUAUUAUUGAUUGUUAAUACUAUUGUUAGCCGAUUUUCGACCUGAUUGGAAAA